Molecule: messenger RNA, 4074 nt
Organism: Knipowitschia caucasica
Lineage: Eukaryota; Metazoa; Chordata; Actinopteri; Gobiiformes; Gobiidae
Source: the annotation of a GenBank genome assembly
AUGUCCUUGGGAGGACUGUGGCUGGGCGGCGCGGUACUCAGGGCGCCGCGGUACUCAGGGCGCCGCGGAACUCAGGGCGGCGCGGAACUCAGGGCGGCGCGGUACUCAGGGCGGCGCGGUACUCAGGGCGGCGCGGUACUCAGGGCGGCGAGGUACUCAGGGCGCCGCGGAACUCAGGGCGGCGCGGUACUCAGGGCGGCGCGGUACUCAGGGCGCCGCGGAACUCAGGGCGGCGCGGUACUCAGGGCGGCGCGGUACUCAGGGCGCCGCGGAACUCAGGGCGGCGCGGUACUCAGGGCGCCGCGGAACUCAGGGCGGCGCGGUACUCAGGGCGGCGCGGGACUUAGGGCGGCGCGGAACUUAGGGCGGCGAGGGCCCCGUGGUACUCAGGGCGCCGUGGUACUCAGGGCGCCGCGGUACUCAGGGCCCCGUGGUACUCAGGGCGCCGUGGUACUCAGGGCGCCGCGGAACUCAGGGCGCCGCGGAACUCAGGGCGCCGCGGUACUCAGGGCGGCGCGGUACUCAGGGCGCCGCGGAACUCAGGGCGUCGUGGUACUCAGGGCGCCACGGUACUCAGGGUACUGUGGUACUCAGGGCGCCACGGUACUCAGGGUACUGUGGUACUCAGGGCGCCGCGGUACUCAGGGCGCCGUGGUACUCAGGGCCCCGUGGUACUCAGGGCGCCGCGGAACUCAGGGCGGCGCGGUACUCAGGGCCCCGUGGUACUCAGGGCGUCGUGGUACUCAGGGCGCCACGGUACUCAGGGUACUGUGGUACUCAGGGCGCCGCGGUACUCAGGGCCCCGUGGUACUCAGGGCGCCGCGGUACUCAGAGCGCCGCGGUACUCAGGGCGCCGCGGUACUCAGGGCCCCGUGGUACUCAGGGCGCCGCGGAACUCAGGGCGGCGCGGUACUCAGGGCGCCGUGGUACUCAGGGCGCCGUGGUACUCAGGGCGCCGCGGAACUCAGGGCGGCGCGGUACUCAGGGCGCCGCGGUACUCAGGGCGCCGCGGAACUCAGGGCGUCGUGGUACUCAGGGCGCCACGGUACUCAGGGUACUGUGGUACUCAGGGCGCCGCGGUACUCAGGGCCCCGUGGUACUCAGGGCGCCGCGGUACUCAGGGCGCCGCGGUACUCAGGGCCCCGUGGUACUCAGGGCGCCGCGGAACUCAGGGCGGCGCGGUACUCAGGGCGCCGUGGUACUCAGGGCGCCGUGGUACUCAGGGCGCCGCGGAACUCAGGGCGCCGCGGAACUCAGGGCGCCGCGGUACUCAGGGCGCCGCGGAACUCAGGGCGGCGCGGUACUCAGGGCGUCGUGGUACUCAGGGCGCCGUGGUACUCAGGGCCCCGUGGUACUCAGGGCGCCGCGGUACUCAGGGCGCCGUGGUACUCAGGGCCCCGUGGUACUCAGGGCGCCGUGGUACUCAGGGCCCCGUGGUACUCAGGGCGCCGUGGUACUCAGGGCGCCGCGGAACUCAGGGCGCCGCGGAACUCAGGGCGCCGCGGUACUCAGGGCGCCGCGGAACUCAGGGCGUCGUGGUACUCAGGGCGCCACGGUACUCAGGGUACUGUGGUACUCAGGGCGCCGCGGUACUCAGGGCCCCGUGGUACUCAGGGCGCCGCGGUACUCAGGGCGCCGUGGUACUCAGGGCCCCGUGGUACUCAGGGCGCCGCGGAACUCAGGGCGGCGCGGUACUCAGGGCCCCGUGGUACUCAGGGCGUCGUGGUACUCAGGGCGCCACGGUACUCAGGGUACUGUGGUACUCAGGGCGCCGCGGUACUCAGGGCCCCGUGGUACUCAGGGCGCCGCGGUACUCAGAGCGCCGCGGUACUCAGGGCGCCGCGGUACUCAGGGCCCCGUGGUACUCAGGGCGCCGCGGAACUCAGGGCGGCGCGGUACUCAGGGCGCCGUGGUACUCAGGGCGCCGUGGUACUCAGGGCGCCGCGGAACUCAGGGCGGCGCGGUACUCAGGGCGCCGCGGUACUCAGGGCGCCGCGGAACUCAGGGCGUCGUGGUACUCAGGGCGCCACGGUACUCAGGGUACUGUGGUACUCAGGGCGCCGCGGUACUCAGGGCCCCAUGGUACUCAGGGCGCCGCGGUACUCAGGGCGCCGCGGUACUCAGGGCCCCGUGGUACUCAGGGCGCCGCGGAACUCAGGGCGGCGCGGUACUCAGGGCGCCGUGGUACUCAGGGCGCCGUGGUACUCAGGGCGCCGCGGAACUCAGGGCGCCGCGGAACUCAGGGCGCCGCGGUACUCAGGGCGCCGCGGAACUCAGGGCGGCGCGGUACUCAGGGCGUCGUGGUACUCAGGGCGCCGUGGUACUCAGGGCCCCGUGGUACUCAGGGCGCCGCGGUACUCAGGGCGCCGCGGUACUCAGGGCCCCGUGGUACUCAGGGCGCCGCGGAACUCAGGGCGGCGCGGUACUCAGGGCGCCGUGGUACUCAGGGCGCCGUGGUACUCAGGGCGCCGCGGAACUCAGGGCGCCGCGGUACUCAGGGCGCCGCGGUACUCAGGGCGCCGCGGAACUCAGGGCGUUGUGGUACUCAGGGCGCCGCGGUACUCAGGGUACUGUGGUACUCAGGGCGCCGCGGUACUCAGGGCCCCGUGGUACUCAGGGCGCCGCGGUACUCAGGGCGCCGCGGUACUCAGGGCCCCGUGGUACUCAGGGCGCCGCGGAACUCAGGGCGGCGCGGUACUCAGGGCGCCGUGGUACUCAGGGCGCCGUGGUACUCAGGGCGCCGUGGUACUCAGGGCGCCGCGGAACUCAGGGCGCCGCAAAACUCAGGGCGCCGCAAAACUCAGGGCGGCGCGGUACUCAGGGCGCCGCGGAACUCAGGGCGGCGCGGUACUCAGGGCGUCGUGGUACUCAGGGCGCCGCGGUACUCAGGGUACUGUGGUACUCAGGGCGCCGCGGUACUCAGGGCGCCGCGGUACUCAGGGCCCCGUGGUACUCAGGGCGCCGCGGUACUCAGGGCGCCGCGGUACUCAGGGCCCCGUGGUACUCAGGGCCCCGUGGUACUCAGGACGUCGUGGUACUCAGGGCGCCGCGGUACUCAGGGUACUGUGGUUCUCAGGGCGCCGCGGUACUCAGGGCCCCGUGGUACUCAGGGCGUCGCGGUACUCAGGGCCCCGUGGUACUCAGGGCGCCGUGGUACUCAGGGCGUCGCGGUACUCAGGGCGCCGCGGAACUCAGGGCCCCGUGGUACUCAGGGUACUGUGGUACUCAGGGCGCCGCGGUACUCAGGGCCCCGUGGUACUCAGGGCCCCGUGGUACUCAGGGCGCCGCGGUACUCAGGGUACUGUGGUACUCAGGGCGCCGCGGUACUCAGGGCCCCGUGGUACUCAGGGCGUCGCGGUACUCAGGGCCCCGUGGUACUCAGGGCGCCGUGGUACUCAGGGCGUCGCGGUACUCAGGGCGCCGCGGAACUCAGGGCGCCGCGGAACUCAGGGCCCCGUGGUACUCAGGGCGCCGUGGUACUCAGGGCCCCGUGGUACUCAGGGCGCCGUGGUACUCAGGGCGCCGCGGUACUCAGGGCGCCGCGGUACUCAGGGUACUGUGGUUCUCAGGGCGCCGCGGUACUCAGGGUACUGUGGUACUCAGGGCGCCACGGUACUCAGGGCCCCGUGGUACUCAGGGCGUCGCGGUACUCAGGGCCCCGUGGUACUCAGGGCGCCGUGGUACUCAGGGCGUCGCGGUACUCAGGGCGCCGCGGAACUCAGGGCCCCGUGGUACUCAGGGCGCCGUGGUACUCAGGGCCCCGUGGUACUCAGGGCGCCGCGGUACUCAGGGCGCCGCGGUACUCAGGGCGCCGUGGUACUCAGGGCGCCGCGGAACUCAGGGCGGCGCGGUACUCAGGGCGCCGUGGUACUCAGGGCCCCGUGGUACUCAGGGCGCCGCGGAACUCAGGGCGGCGCGGUACUCAGGGCGCCGUGGUACUCAGGGCCCCGUGGUACUCAGGGCGCCGCGGGUACUCAGGGCGCUGCGGUACUCAGGGCCCCGUGGUACUCAGGGCCCCGUGGUACUCAGGGCGCCGUGGUACUCAGGGCCCUGUGGUACUCAGGCAGUCUAUGA